Messenger RNA from Vombatus ursinus (common wombat), 1843 nucleotides. RefSeq names its product Rho GTPase activating protein 19 (gene ARHGAP19). The coding region runs from base 58 to 1515 and encodes 485 amino acids. The record is from RefSeq and is a predicted model, not a curated record. Gene Ontology annotation, cellular component: cytoplasm. Gene Ontology annotation, molecular function: GTPase activator activity. Gene Ontology annotation, biological process: regulation of small GTPase mediated signal transduction; signal transduction. The transcript has 12 exons. NCBI's taxonomy places the organism in Eukaryota, Metazoa, Chordata, Mammalia, Diprotodontia, Vombatidae.
GUUUCUUUGUCACUGUAAACAAGGAGCAAGUUCUUCUCCCAGCUCUCUGCUUCACCAAUGCCUCGCCAGAAGCUUUCAUCACUCAUUGAUGCCAUCUGUAACUUUGUCAUCUGCAAUGAUGCUUCCCUCCGAGGACAGCCAAUCAUCUUUAACCCUGACUUCUUUGUGGAGAAGCUCCGACAUGAAAAGCCCGAUGUUUUCACUGAGCUAGUGGUUAGCAAUAUCACCAGGCUUAUUGACCUGCCGGGGACAGAAUUGGCUCAGUUGAUGGGGGAGGUCGACCUGAAGUUACCCAGUGGGGCUGGCACUGCAUCAGGGUUCUUCAGAUCCCUCAUGUCUCUCAAACGCAAAGAAAAAGGAGUUGUGUUUGGAUCACCAUUGACAGAAGAAGGCAUUGCUCAAAUAUAUCAACUGAUUGAAUAUCUACACAAAAAUUUGCGAGUAGAGGGCUUGUUUAGAGUUCCGGGAAACAGUGUACGACAACAAGUAUUAAGGGAUGCUCUUAACAAUGGUGCUGAUGUUGACUUGGAGUCUGGGGAGUUUCACUCAAACGACGUGGCCUCUCUGCUGAAGAUGUUUCUGGGGGAGUUACCAGAGCCCCUUCUGACCCACAGGCAUUUUCAUGCACACCUGAAGAUUGCAGAUCUCAUGCAGUUUGAUGAUAAAGGAAACAAGACCAGCAUCCCGGAUAAAGAACGCCAAAUUGAAGCCCUGCAAUUGCUCUUUCUGAUUCUUCCACCACCCAAUCGUAAUUUGCUAAAGCUGCUGCUUGACCUUCUCUACCAGACAGCAAAGAAGCAAGACAAGAACAAGAUGUCAGCCCACAACCUUGCCCUGAUGUUUGCUCCUCACAUCCUGUGGCCAAAAAAUGUCACUGCAAAUGACCUUCAGGAGAAUAUCACAAAACUGAAUAAUGGGAUGACUUUCAUGAUUAAACACUCUCAGAAACUUUUUAAGGCUCCGGCUUAUGUUCGGGAAUGUGCCCGGCUGCAUUAUCUGGGCUCGAGGACUCACGCAUCAAAGGAUGACCUGGAUCUGCCGACCUCAUGCAGUAGUAAGGACUUUCCACUUUCAAAAUCCCAUAAAAGGACCCGGAUGAACACUUGCUUCCAACAGGAAGAGACACAGCAGCGUACAGAGGAGGCUCUGAGAGAGCUCUUUCGACAUGUUCACAACAUGCCUGACUCAGCGAAGAAGAAGAAGCUCAUUCGACAGUUUAAUAAGCAGCCAACAGCUCAAACUCCAGGAGCAGAUGAAUUUACUCCCCAGUUUCAGAAACGGACCCGUUCACGCUCCUUCAGUGGACUUAUUAAGCGGAAAGUCCUGGGGAAUCAGAUAAUAACGGAAAAGAAAAAUAGGUGUUGUACUCCAGAAUCUGUGGAUAUUGGUGAAAUGAACAGAUCCAGCAAAGAAAAUGUGAACUUAGUUUGUUUUGGAUCUCCAGCACUGAAGGUGACACCAGCAAGGUUAAAAUUAUCUGAAGGCAAGAAAGAAGGGAGAAAAGGAAUCCUGUAAAGGAAACCAGAAUCCUCAGGCUUUCCAACCAGGAGUCUUCCAUUUAGUGCAAGCUAAAUGGGAGUCACCAUAUCUCCUUAAAGCAUGGACUUGCAGCCUGCCUCCUGCAAUUUGAUUUUCAGAGCCAACUAAUGCUACGACUUGAUUGUUACCUCUAACUCUACUCACUGGAUGAUUAUUUGGAAACUGUGCCUUAUGAGAGAAUAUUGUAAACUUGUGGAUGUUUUCAGUUUUUUAUUAUUUCAAAAUAUGGGGAAACCACUAUCUAAUAAACAGCUUACACAACAGGAUGAAUAUUUGGAAUAAAGUGGGCAUGAGAGCUCGUGCA